Molecule: messenger RNA, 1800 nt
Organism: Catharus ustulatus (Swainson's thrush)
Lineage: Eukaryota; Metazoa; Chordata; Aves; Passeriformes; Turdidae
Gene: SLC2A6
Product: solute carrier family 2 member 6
Exons: 10
Coding region: 1-1521 (506 amino acids)
Biological process (GO): transmembrane transport
Cellular component (GO): membrane
Molecular function (GO): transmembrane transporter activity
Source: RefSeq, a predicted model, not a curated record
AUGGAGCGCGGGGACCGCGAGCCCCUGGUGAGGAGAGCGAGCUGCUCGUACCGCACCUUCCCCGACAGCACGGCCAGGAGGCUCGACAGGGAGUACCUGAGGAGUCUGCACAACAAGCGGCUCUACCUGGCUGUGUUCGCCGCUGUCCUGGGCAACUUCAGCUUCGGCUUCGCCCUGGUUUAUCCUUCCCCCGUCAUCCCUGCCCUGGAGGCUCAUCCCAGCCCUGCGCUGAGGCUGGACCAGCACACAGCGCCCUGGUUCGGGUCGGUGUUCACGCUGGGAGCAGCAGCGGGCGGGCUCAGCACGAUGCUGCUCAACGACUGCCUGGGCCGCAAGCUGAGCAUCAUGUUCUCGGCCCUGCCCUCGGCGCUGGGAUACGCGCUGCUGGCCGGAGCCCAGGGCCUCUGGAUGCUGCUGCUGGGCCGGGUGCUGACGGGCUAUGCCGGCGGGGUGACCUCCGCCUCCAUCCCGGUUUACAUCUCGGAGAUCUCCCACCCGGGGGUCAGGGGGAUGCUGGGUGCCUGUCCCCAGAUCAUGGCAGUGCUGGGCUCCCUGGUCCUGUACGCGCUGGGGCUGGUGCUGGACUGGCGCUGGCUGGCCGUGGCUGGGGAGGUGCCGGUGCUUGCCAUGAUCCUCCUGCUCUGCUUCAUGCCCAACUCGCCCCGGUUCCUGCUCUCCCAGGGCAAGGAGGAGGAGGCCCUGGGCUCCCUGUGCUGGCUGAGGGGUGAGGACACAGAUUAUGCCCGGGAGUACGAGCAGAUCAAGGACAGUGUGAGGAAGCAGAGCCGUCGUGUUUCCUGUGCUGAGCUCAAGGACCCCUUCCUUUACAAGCCCAUCCUGAUCGCGGGGGGAAUGAGGUUCCUGCAGCAGCUCUCGGGGGUCACCUGCAUCCUCGUGUACCUGCAGCCAAUAUUCAAGAAAACAUCUGUCAUCCUGAAAGCAGAGUAUGAUGCAGCUCUGGUUGGCCUGGUACGUCUGUCUGCAGUGGCCAUCGCUGCGGUGUCGAUGGACAAAGCUGGGAGGAAGAUUCUCCUUUUUGUAUCAGCUGGUGUCAUGUUGGCCUCCAACCUGACCAUGGGGCUCUACAUCCACUUUGUGCCAGCUUCUCACAACGGCACCGUGGCCAACACGAGCCUGGUGAGCUCUGCCAACCUCCCUGCUGGGCCAACGAACUACAUCACCCUCAUCCCCCUCCUGGCAACCAUGUUCUUCAUCAUGGGCUAUGCCAUGGGCUGGGGCCCCAUCACUUGGCUGCUGAUGUCAGAGAUCCUCCCUCUCAAAGCCCGUGGGGUGGCCUCAGGCCUCUGUGUGGUGGUGAGCUGGCUGACAGCCUUCACCCUGACCCAGUUCUUCCUCCCAGUCGUGAACGCCUUCGGCCUGGAGGUGCCUUUCCUGUUCUUCGCUGUCAUCAAUGCUGGGAACGUCCUGUUCACAGGCUGCUGUGUCCCUGAAACCAAAGGCAGGUCCCUGGAGCAGAUCGAGGCCUUUUUCAGGACUGGCAGGAGGUCGUUCCUGAGGUAGGAGCUGCCCCAGCCCAGGCUGGAGGGCAGAGCAAACCUGUGCUGCUGGAAGUGCAGCUGGAGCUCCCCGUGGCAGAGGAAGGGGCAGCAAUGAUCGUCUUUGCUCUGGCUGGAGAAGUUGCCAGCUGGAACUUUACCCUCUCUUCCUGUCACCCAACACUACCUAUUGCUCUCUGCACAACCUGUCAGUCCUUGGGAUGUCAAACCAGGGCCAGGCUGGAGGUAAAGGUGUCCUGGAAGAAUAAUGGUGUGGCUGUGGGCAGGACACCAUGGUUGUCCU